GCUCAUUUCUUGCUCUUCAAAUUUACUCAUCUUUCUCUCUCAAGAAAACCCAGAUAAUUUUAUCGGUCAAAGAGAGUGUGCGGAAGAAAAGCAUGGCGGAUUGGGGACCGGUGGUGAUAGCGGUGGUGCUGUUUGUGGUGUUAACUCCGGGAUUGUUGUUUCAGUUGCCUGGGGGGAACAAAGUGGUAGAGUUCGGGAACAUGCAAACCAGUGGGGUUUCCAUUCUCGUCCAUACUGUCAUCUUCUUUGGACUCAUCACUAUCUUCCUCAUCGCCAUUGGUGUUCACAUCUACACUGGAUAACCACACCCUUUACUCUUGUGUUUAUAAGAUUUGGUCGCUUUUAAUAUUUUUUUUCUCUCCUUUAAAUACACCUUUGUGAUUUGUUAAUGUAAUUUCACUGGGGGAAGUUAUGGAUGGUUCUGGUUAUGUUUGUAAUGAAGUUGAGAGAAAUGAUCGGUGAAAUAACCAAAUUUUUGCUUUUUA
Hibiscus syriacus is the source of this 485-nucleotide messenger RNA. RefSeq lists its product as uncharacterized. Lineage: Eukaryota; Viridiplantae; Streptophyta; Magnoliopsida; Malvales; Malvaceae. The transcript has a single exon. The coding region runs from base 93 to 302 and encodes 69 amino acids. The record is from RefSeq and is a predicted model, not a curated record.